Periophthalmus magnuspinnatus is the source of this 2961-nucleotide messenger RNA. RefSeq names its product synaptophysin a (gene sypa). NCBI's taxonomy places the organism in Eukaryota, Metazoa, Chordata, Actinopteri, Gobiiformes, Gobiidae. The transcript is spliced from 8 exons. The coding region runs from base 83 to 961 and encodes 292 amino acids. The record is from RefSeq and is a predicted model, not a curated record. Gene Ontology annotation, cellular component: presynaptic active zone; synaptic vesicle membrane; synaptic vesicle.
CCCUCCCGCUGGAGCUCGCUGCCUCUCGCCCCGAUCCGCGUCUCUUUCUCGGUGUGUGCUGUGAGAUUCGACCGGAGGCAGAAUGGACGUUGUAAAUCAGCUGGUGGCCCAGGGUCAGUUCAGAGUCAUCAAAGUCCCUCUGGGCUUCAUCAAGGUCCUGGAAUGGUUUUUUGCAAUUUUUGCCUUCUCCACUUGCGGCAGUUACUCGGGUAUGUUUCGGAUGGCCGUGGAGUGUAAAAACCGCACAGACAGCGACUUGAGCAUCGAGGUGGAGUUUGAGUAUCCAUUCAGACUGCACCAGGUGUACUUUGACGCCCCCACCUGUCAGGGAGGGAACACAGAGCGGUAUUUCCUGGUGGGAGAUUAUUCCUCUUCAGCUGAGUUCUUCGUGACGAUUGGAGUGUUUGCAUUCCUCUAUGCCUCUGCUGCUCUCAGCGUCUAUGUUUUCUUCUAUGAAAAGUAUAAGGAGAACAACAAAGGACCCCUCAUUGACCUUGGUGUGACCGCGUUCUUUGCCUUCAUGUGGCUGGUGUCCUCUGCUGCCUGGGCGAAGGGUCUGUCUGAUGUGAAAACAGCCACAGACCCAGAGAAGGUGGUGACUCUGAUCCAGGCCUGUGACAGUGAAGCCAACCGCUGCAAAGAGGUGCACGACCCAGUCAUGUCCGGACUCAACACUUCUGUGGCCUUUGGCUUCAUAAACCUGGUGUUGUGGGCUGGAAACCUGUGGUUUGUCUUUAAGGAGACUGGAAUCAUUGCCCCAUUCAUGAGAGCUCCUCCUCCUCAGACCAAACCUGCUGCAGAUGCAUACGGCCAACAGGGGGCAUAUGAGCAGGACCCCUAUGCCUCAGGGCAAGGGGGAUACCAGCCUGACUACAACCAGCAGGGAUACAACCAGGAUGCAGAGUACGGACAGGGUUAUGGCCAACAGGCGGCGCCCACCUCAUUCUCCAAUCAGAUGUGAGCCUAAAAUUCACACAGACAGAAAGCAUUGGAGUGAAGAAUCACCACUGGGCUGCAGCCUGCUCCGCUCCUCUAUGUUCUGUCUGUCGCUAAGGGUUUGGGGUUAUGGAGGGUGGGGUUGGGUGGGGUUUGAGUGAGGGGGGGUGUUCAAAUUGGUGUGGGCAGGUUUGGGGAUUUUGCCUUGGGUGGGUGGGACCUUUAGAUGUUCACUAUAAUCAAUGUGUAAAUGACUAAAGCACCAAAAGUCCAGCCCAGUGUGUGUAUAGAUGAUAAUGUUAUUGAUAUGAAUUGUGGGCGAAUGUAUGUUUGUGACAGAUGUUCUAUAUUAUCUAAUAGAAGCGUUUAUUUCAAUAAACCACGCCCCGGGUUAUUCAAAUAAGGUGAAGUAGGUCAGACUGGGCUCACAAAGAGAAAAAGUGUCAGGAGCAGAGCUGGAGAGGCGUUGUUCACCAUUUGGAAAGGCCAUGUUGCUCAUUUCUAUCUUAAGUCAGAUAUUUCCAGAUUGAAAUGAUUUGGACACGUAGAGAAUUGAAAGACAACAUCUCAAUUGAAGGAUGUUGAAGAGAUAAAAUAGAAAAGACACCAGCUCUAAACCUACCAUUGUCUCAAACUGCUUCCUGUUUUUAUUGAUUUAUUCUUGUUUUAGAUAAGUCACGUGUGCUGCAUGUAAAUAUAAUAAGGAAGUGAUGUCAUUCAGCCCAAACUUGAGCCCAGUCUGAUUCUAACUUCCUGCUGGAUCCAAAAUGGCCGCCGGUUUCAAAGUUUCGCCCUGUCUCUGCUGUCUGUUACAUUCCUCUGAAGAGAUGUCCCGCUCAACAAUUAAAAAAUCUAUUUAUUUUAAGUUGUGCUAGCUUUAUAAUAUCACAUCAUCUUUAUUAAUAAAGAAUAAUAUCAUGUUCAAGUGCAAGUAUAACAAAAUUCACAGCCUGGAUUUAAAUCUACAAAAAGCUUCUUUGGAAGACUUCAACUCCCAUGAUGCACAUGAAAAAUUGAUUUUUUUAAAAAUUUAUUUAUUUUUUUUGAGUGCUUUAGGGGGGGAAAAAAUGAACUAUACCUCAUUAACAGUUCUUAAAUAUUUGACUUAAAAUGGGCUGAAUUUCUAAAUGGAGUAUAAAAGAUUUUAUAAGAUGGACAUAACCAUUUGAAACCAUCUUUAUGAAAGGAAGUUAUAUUUAUAUUUACAAAAUUGACAAGACAUUCAAAAAUAAUGUCAGUGUAAUUUAUUGCACUUUAAGUUGUAAAAUAUAUUUUAAAAGGGGUUUGUUGAGUGGGACGUCCCUGUUUCUGCCAAACCCAGUGUUGUGAUUGGUGGAGUCCUGGGCCAAUCAGCUUCCAGCUUGUGUGGUUGACGGUGGAUGGUUUUCGGGGAAGUGGUGCAUGGUGCUGUGUUUCUGCUCGUGUUGUAAAAUUUCAGAGUGUCAGUGAACCGCCCCCUCCCCUCUGAUUGAGAGAUGCAUCCUUAUUUAUUUUACUUUGAGUUAAAUAGUCUAAUUUUUUUUAUUUUUUUUAUUUUGCAAGGAGUAAUAUACAUUUUGAGAGUACAGAAAUCUAAAGAUACUAGGUUGUAAAGGGAAAUUAUUUAUUUGUCCAUCAUUAAAACGAUCAAUGAUUCAUGUUUUGUUAUUCUGGCUUUUUUUCCAAGUUCUUAGAUUUCUAAAGGAAGGAAAGAUGAUUUCAAAUUUAGUCCUGGAGAAGAAGCAAGAAAUAAGAAUGGACAAGAUUGCAAUAUUAAGAAUGUAGGAAUAGUUACCAGCAAGAAUGGAUGGUCAAAUCAAGUUCCUCUUUCUUUCCUUUACACUUUUGACAUGUGUGAUGUCAUUUCCUGUGUCUCCAUCUGUAACCAUGGUGAAAGUGUUUUGUUAUAGUUUUAUUUUCUCUGAUAUUUAUGAUGUCACUGAAUACUGCAGCUGAUUGGUUUGUGUGACAUGUUGCUAUGGAGACGCCCCGCCCCUCUUCCUCCUGCUGUGUUCAUUCAGUGGAACUUUCAAUAAACAACAAACU